GCUUCCUCUGCCCGAAUCGCCUGCGCGCGUCAAGCAUUCCGUAUCUGCUCUCCUUCUCUGCUCGGGUAGGCAGGAGGGCUUUCUGCCCUCUCCUGAAGGCGGAGAAGUAGACGGCGGCUACCACUGGAGGUCUAAAACCCCAGAAGUAAUUCUGAUCCUCCCAAGCGGCAGCGAGGCGAAAGGAAAGAAGAAGGGGUCCUCACAACGACCUCCUCAAAGCCGGUGGUUUCCAUUAACCCGGAAGUAAUUCUCGCCUCCCCCUCCGCCUUUGCCGCUGGGCAGGGAGAAGGAGGGCCAGGUCCGGCCCGGCAUGCCCUGGGCUUCCGGUGACCUCUGGCCCUUUUCUGUCGUCCGCUUUCGCAGCCUAGCGUGCUCGUUCGCACACUGUCUUCCACCCCGUCAUCUUCGCACCCUGCCUGGUGACUCUGGCGCCCGCGAGUAGCAGGGAGGCGGUGGCGGAGGACACUCGUCAUGGCCGCCUCUAAGCCUGUGGAGGCGGCGGUGGCCGCAGCAGCUGCGCCGGGGUCCGGGAGCGGGGUGGGCGGCGGCGGUGGAACCGCAGGCCCGGGCACCGGGGGCCUACCGCGAUGGCAGCUGGCGCUGGCGGUCGGGGCGCCCCUGUUGCUGGGUGCCGGUGCCAUGUACCUGUGGAGCCGGCAGCGGCGGCGCCGGGACACCGGGGGCCGGGGUGAUGCCAGUGGCCUGAAGCGCAACAGUGAACGGAAGACCCCAGAGGGCAGGGCCAGUCCGGCCCCGGGCAGCGGACACCCGGAAGGCCCCGGUGCUCACCUGGAAAUGAACUCCCUUGAUAGAGCACAAGCAGCCAAGAACAAAGGCAACAAGUAUUUUAAAGCGGGAAAAUAUGAACAAGCUAUUCAGUGCUAUACUGAGGCGAUCAGUUUGUGUCCUACAGAGAAGAAUGUCGACCUUUCCACGUUUUAUCAGAACAGAGCUGCGGCCUUUGAACAGCUGCAAAAAUGGAAAGAAGUGGCACAAGAUUGUACAAAAGCUGUUGAACUUAAUCCCAAAUAUGUGAAGGCACUCUUCAGACGUGCAAAAGCCCACGAGAAGCUAGACAAUAAGAAGGAAUGUUUAGAAGAUGUGACUGCUGUCUGUAUAUUAGAAGGGUUCCAAAACCAACAAAGCAUGCUGUUAGCUGAUAAAGUUCUUAAACUUCUCGGCAAAGAGAAAGCCAAAGAGAAAUACAAGAAUCGUGAACCUCUGAUGCCAUCUCCACAGUUUAUCAAAUCUUACUUCAGUUCUUUCACGGAUGACAUCAUUUCUCAGCCCACACUUAAAGGAGAGAAGUCUGAUGAAGAUAAAGACAAAGAAGGGGAGGCUCUGGAAGUGAAAGAAAAUUCUGGGUAUUUAAAGGCCAAACAGUACAUGGAGGAAGAAAACUAUGAUAAAAUCAUAAGUGAAUGUUCAAAAGAAAUAGAUGCCGAAGGCGGCAGACACAGGGCGGAAGCGUUGCUGCUGCGGGCCACCUUCUACCUGCUCGUCGGCAACGCCAGCGCGGCCAAGCCGGACCUGGACCAGGUCAUCAGCCUGAAGGGGGCGGACGUCAAGCUUCGAGCAAAUGCUCUCAUCAAAAGAGGCAGCAUGUACAUGCAGCAGCAGGAGCCUUUGCUGUCCACUCAGGAUUUUAACAUGGCUGCCGACAUUGAUCCUCAGAACGCUGAUGUUUACCAUCACCGAGGACAGCUGAAAAUACUUCUUGAUCAAGUUGAAGAAGCAGUGGCAGAUUUUGAUGAAUGUAUCAGGUUAAGACCUGAGUCUGCUCUGGCACAAGCUCAGAAGUGUUUCGCAUUGUAUCGCCAGGCAUAUACAGGAAACAAUUCUUCACAAAUCCAAGCGGCUAUGAAAGGUUUUGAAGAAGUCAUAAAGAAAUUUCCAAGGUGUGCCGAAGGCUACGCACUGUAUGCCCAGGCAUUAACAGAUCAACAGCAGUUUGGUAAAGCUGAUGAAAUGUAUGAUAAAUGUAUUGAUUUGGAGCCAGAUAAUGCCACAACAUAUGUUCAUAAAGGUUUACUUCAGCUUCAGUGGAAGCAAGAUCUGGAUAAAGGUUUGGAGCUUAUCAGCAAGGCGAUUGAAAUUGACAACAAAUGUGACUUUGCAUAUGAGACCAUGGGAACUAUUGAAGUGCAAAGAGGAAACAUGGAGAAAGCCAUUGACAUGUUCAACAAAGCUAUCAACCUGGCCAAAUCGGAAAUGGAGAUGGCUCAUCUGUAUUCCCUUUGUGAUGCCGCCCAUGCCCAGACAGAAGUUGCAAAGAAAUAUGGAUUAAAGCCACCAACAUUAUAAAACGGUGGGGAGGAAAAUGACCCUCUUUUUAGAAGACAUUUACCCCCUCUUCAACUGAACCCUACAGACACUGUCCUGAACUGUGUUGAAUGGUGGAACUUAGUAACUCCAAUUGUGGUGUUGUCAUUUGUUACAUCCGUUUCAUGUGUAGGUGUUGUGGGAGUGGCUGUCGAAGGGAGUUUGCAGUGCUGCAGCUUUGAGUCCCUGUGCAGUUAAAGCUUAAAGCCUGGGAAAGGGUAUUAAAGUUGCAGAGCACCAGCGAUAACUGGCCAUGCAAAUAAAAACUUUGAUUUGUCGAUCUGGGUUUUUUUUUCCCCUCCCCCAAGGGAAGGGGUGGGGGGUGAUUAUGUUCUAGAUGAUUUUGUCUGUGUGUACAUGUAUGUGUGAAUAAUAUGUGAGAAUUUUACAGUAUGUUCGUGUUUAAAUUAACAUAGUAAGUGCUGGAAAAUAGAUUUCUUAUGUUCAAUUAAUCCCUUUUAGUAGAUUUUGUUUUUUGAAGGAAACAAAGUUUAAAUGGGGAUUUUGUUUCAAAGACAGCAAAAUUGAGAGGUCUUUUCAAACACUGUCAGCAUGCACACUUCCUCUGACUCUGCAGGACUUUAGACUCAGUGACAACUGUUAACCCUUUGAUCCCCCUUCAGCCCUAAUGGAUAAUGUACAUUGUUCUUAAAAGUCCACAGUAGCCAGUUUUUAUACAGUAAAUUAUGCAGAAGCAAAGUACUCCGAUUGACGUGUGUGGCGGAAACCUGAGGAUCAACGGGAGAGCGGGCCAGGCGAGAGUGAAUGGGGGUGUGUUUAUAACUGUCUGUCGCUGUGUCUACUGCAUGUGAUAAUAGUGUACUUUGUAAAGAAAAUGCAGGUCGGUUGUGCGUAUAACCUAAAUAAAGAUGGUGUGUGACAGA
Loxodonta africana (African savanna elephant) is the source of this 3206-nucleotide messenger RNA. RefSeq names its product translocase of outer mitochondrial membrane 70 (gene TOMM70). Gene Ontology annotation, cellular component: mitochondrial outer membrane. The transcript has 12 exons. Gene Ontology annotation, biological process: protein import into mitochondrial matrix; protein insertion into mitochondrial inner membrane. Gene Ontology annotation, molecular function: transmembrane protein transporter activity; protein binding. NCBI's taxonomy places the organism in Eukaryota, Metazoa, Chordata, Mammalia, Proboscidea, Elephantidae. Bases 472 to 2304 code for a protein of 610 amino acids. The record is from RefSeq and is a predicted model, not a curated record.